Messenger RNA from Gastrolobium bilobum, 575 nucleotides. Its product is annotated as photosystem I reaction center subunit psaK, chloroplastic. The transcript is spliced from 3 exons. Bases 93 to 482 code for a protein of 129 amino acids. Gene Ontology annotation, biological process: photosynthesis. Gene Ontology annotation, cellular component: membrane; photosystem I. NCBI's taxonomy places the organism in Eukaryota, Viridiplantae, Streptophyta, Magnoliopsida, Fabales, Fabaceae. The record is from RefSeq and is a predicted model, not a curated record.
UCCCCUUCAGCAACCCAAAUAAUCAUUCAAAGAAAAAUAAAAAAGAGAUUAGAGAAAGAAAGAAAGAGAGAUUCAACACUGAGUUCUAACAAAUGGCAACCACUGUGAUGACCACUCUCCCUCAAUUCAAUGGUCUUAGACCCAAAUUCUCAGCAACCCCUGUGCACAACUUGGUUGCUGUCCAACCCAUGAGGCGCAAGGGAAAGGGUGCUUUGGGAGCUCGCUGUGACUUCAUUGGUUCAUCCACUAAUCUGAUUAUGGUGGCUUCUACAACCUUGAUGCUGUUUGCUGGAAGGUUUGGAUUGGCUCCAUCAGCAAAUAGGAAAGCCACUGCAGGGCUAAAGCUUGAAGCGAGGGACUCAGGGUUGCAAACUGGUGACCCAGCUGGGUUCACACUUGCUGAUACAUUGGCAUGUGGUACUGUUGGCCACAUCAUUGGGGUUGGGGUUGUUCUUGGUCUUAAGAAUAUUGGUUCCCUCUAAGAAGGAAGAACUAUGUUUGGUGCAUCAUGUAAUCUGUAAUCAUUUUUAAUGUCCUUAAUUUGUUUUCACAUCACUCAGACUGAACCUUUAGUC